UGCACAGAAAGCAGGAAGGAAGGGAGGAACGAACCCUGGGUACAAAAGUACAACCCAACCAAAAGGGGGAAUAAAUAAAAACGACAGUUUCAUGCUUUGUCCUCCUCUCCCAUUUCUCAUCUCAUCCUCUCCGUUUACGCACACAAUCCCGAUUCCCUUUUCACAGCAAACCCCCAAACCCAAACCCUUACCCUCACUCUCCCCAAAAGCAUGUUAAACUGAUUUUACAUUUCCCAAAUCCCAUAUCAAACUCCUCGAUUUCACAUCCGUUACUUGUAUACGGAUACGCCUCAGCUGGUGUAUACAGAGAGAUAUGGACUACCAAGGGCAGCAGGAACAGGAGGACGACGUUUACGGUGGUGACUUGCCUGAGGAAGCCUACAUGGAGUCGGAUUUUGACUCAUCUGCUGAUGCUGACGCCGCCGCCGCCGCCGCCGCUGCUGACGACAAAGCUAAGGAGCUGGAGAAUAUGAAGAAGAGGUUGCAGGAGAUUGAGGAACAAGCUGGGGCGCUUCGGGAAAUGCAGGCGAAGGUCGAGAAAGAGAUUGGCGGCGCGGCUCCAGAAGAUUCAACUGGUGCUUCUGCUGCCCAGGCUGAAAAGGAGGAGGUUGAUUCGCGUUCCAUAUAUGUUGGUAAUGUGGACUAUGCAUGCACACCUGAGGAGGUGCAACAGCAUUUUCAAUCUUGUGGGACUGUGAACAGGGUCACUAUCUUGACAGAUAAGUAUGGGCAGCCCAAAGGUUUUGCUUAUGUAGAGUUUGUCGAAGUUGAGGCUGUUCAAAAUGCUUUACUGCUGAACGAGUCAGAGUUGCAUGGCCGCCAGCUAAAGGUGUCUGCUAAGCGAACUAAUAUUCCUGGAAUGAAGCAAUAUCGAGGGAGACGUCCAAAUCCAUACUUUGGGUCGGGAAGGCCUUUUAUGCCUGGGCCUCCAUUCUACUCUCCUUACAGUUACGGGAGGGUUCCAAGGUUUAGGCGUCCAAUGCGCUACAGGCCGUAUUGAUGAACAUUUCCCAGUCGCCGGCAUGCUUUAGAUAGUGCAAACACUUGCAAUUUAUGCUCACAUACUACAUCCUUUCACUAAAAACAUUUGAUUCAGGAGGCAUGCCAAUAGGCCAAAUUUAGUUUGAUAUUUGAAACUCGUUGCAACUCUAGUUGGAAAAUGUUGUGCUAUUAGCUGCAUGCAAUUAUAACUUGAUAUAGGAAAUUAAAGAAAGCAAAUAGCCAGUUUUAUUGCAUUAUAUUCAAAGUUUCUUCUCCUA
Molecule: messenger RNA, 1259 nt
Organism: Sesamum indicum (sesame)
Lineage: Eukaryota; Viridiplantae; Streptophyta; Magnoliopsida; Lamiales; Pedaliaceae
Product: polyadenylate-binding protein 1
Molecular function (GO): poly(A) binding
Source: RefSeq, a predicted model, not a curated record